Anneissia japonica is the source of this 919-nucleotide messenger RNA. Its product is annotated as trichohyalin-like. NCBI's taxonomy places the organism in Eukaryota, Metazoa, Echinodermata, Crinoidea, Comatulida, Comatulidae. The transcript has a single exon. The record is from RefSeq and is a predicted model, not a curated record. The annotation marks the transcript as partial.
AUGACUCAUUACGACCAUAGAGAACGUGAUAGAUACGACCGCCGAGACGGUUACGACCGCCGAUACGGCUACGACCGCCGAGACGGCUACGACCGCCGAGACGGUUACGACCGCCGAGACGGUUACGACCGCCGAGACGGUUACGACCGCCGAUACGGUUACGACCGCCGAUACGGUUACGAGGAACGCGAGCAGCAGAGGAGGCGCGAGGAACGCGAGCAGCAGAGGAGGCGCGAGGAACGCGAGCAGAGAAGACGCGAGGAACGCGAGCAGAGAAGACGCGAGGAACGCGAGCAGAGAAGACGCGAGGAACGCGAGCAGCAGAGGAGGCGCGAGGAACGCGAGCAGAGGAGGCGCGAGGAACGCGAGCAGAGAAGACGCGAGGAACGCGAGCAGAGAAGACGCGAGGAACGCGAAAAACGCAAGCAGCAGUGGGAACUCGAGGACCGGGAAGACGAGAAGAGGCAACGCGAGAAACGCGAAAAACGCAAGCAGCAGUGGGAACUCGAGGACCGGGAAGACGAGAAGAGGCAACGCGAGAAACGCGAAAAACGAAAGCAGCAGUGGGAACUCGAGGACCGGGAAGACGAGCAGAGGCAACGCGAGAAACGCGAAAAACGAAAGCAGCGAAAACAGCAACAAGCUUUAAAUCCGAGUGGUGAAAUGCAGCAAAGGGCAGAACGCGAAUUGGAACCCCCAAACGGUCAAUCUGGAUUUCGUUGUAUUCGCACGGAUACGGAUCACGAAACUCAUCGGAUAGACCUAACGCGUUUUACCGAUCCACGCGUAAUCUUGCAAUAUAGGGAUCGCAUCGAGGAAAUAUUACAAAAUCAUCGUUUCGGACCCAUCAGUUAUCGACUAGUUUUGGUCGUAAAUAUGUCGCGAGAGGCAGUGACGACCAUACCCACCUUUCACUCGG